Pseudopipra pipra is the source of this 4136-nucleotide messenger RNA. It is a transcript of the gene GRM4, whose product is annotated as glutamate metabotropic receptor 4. Gene Ontology annotation, biological process: regulation of synaptic transmission, glutamatergic; G protein-coupled glutamate receptor signaling pathway. Gene Ontology annotation, molecular function: adenylate cyclase inhibiting G protein-coupled glutamate receptor activity. Lineage: Eukaryota; Metazoa; Chordata; Aves; Passeriformes; Pipridae. The transcript has 11 exons. The coding region runs from base 635 to 3373 and encodes 912 amino acids. Gene Ontology annotation, cellular component: plasma membrane. The record is from RefSeq and is a predicted model, not a curated record.
CGAGGAGGGGGCUGAAGGCGCUGCCCCUUCCAGCUUGGAGGGGCUGUGGGGGGUAAGACCCGACCCCGCGGAGGCACCCCCGGGCCGGGCAGAGCCCCGCUCCAGCACGGGCUCGUUUCCUCUCCCGAGUGCUCUCCCGCUCCUUGGCGCUUUCCGGGCGAGCGGAUCUGAGGCGUCGGGAGCCGCUGGGGAAGUUGGCAGCCGUGGGAAAAAAACGGAGAACUCUCCCACCGCCUGCCCGGGUGCAGCCCCGCCACCCUCCUCCUCCUCCUCCUCCCCCUGGUGUGAUGAGCUUGCCGUGCUCUGCCAGCCGGGCGAUUUUCCGGGGGCUGCUCCCGCGCUGGGGGAUGCCCGCUGCCUUCGGCGGCGGCUGCGACGGAGAGAGAGGCUGCGGGUCUCCAGAGGAAGGACGCGAAGGGCUCGUGUCUCUGCUGCUGUCUCUCCACCCUGGUGUAGCCAUGCAGAGCCCGGCACCCUCCAGCAGCCCGCCCGCCCACUGCUGCCCUGGGGCCGGCGGCACCGGCGGGAGCCGCUGACGGUGCCGGAGCGGGAUCCCCCCGGAGCGAUGGCACCCGCCAGCCCGGCCCCCUGAGCGCCUUCCCGGCCCGAGCUCUGCCCCAGCACGGCCUUGGCGAUGAGCGGGGGUCACUUCUGCAUGGAGCGUCUCUCCUUCUGCCUCCUCCUGAGUGCCUGGAGCUGGGGGUGGGCGCCCGGGGGUGCCGCCAAGCCCAAGGGCCAGGGCUACCCGCACAUGAACUCCAUCCGCAUCGACGGGGACAUCACGCUCGGGGGGCUCUUCCCCGUGCACGGCCGGGGCGCUGAGGGCAAGGCCUGCGGGGAGCUCAAGAAGGAAAAGGGCAUCCACCGCCUGGAGGCCAUGCUUUUCGCCCUGGACCGCAUCAACAACGACCCCGACCUGCUCCCCAACAUCACCCUGGGCGCGCGCAUCCUGGACACCUGCUCGCGGGACACGCACGCCCUGGAGCAGUCGCUGACCUUCGUGCAAGCCCUCAUCGAGAAGGACAGCACCGAGGUGCGCUGCGUCAGCGGGGGCCCCCCCAUCAUCACCAAACCCGAGCGGGUGGUCGGCGUCAUCGGCGCCUCGGGCAGCUCCGUCUCCAUCAUGGUGGCCAACAUCCUGCGGCUCUUCAAGAUCCCCCAGAUCAGCUACGCCUCCACCGCGCCCGACCUGAGCGACAACAGCCGCUACGACUUCUUCUCGCGCGUCGUCCCGUCGGACACGUACCAGGCCCAGGCCAUGGUGGACAUUGUCAAAGCCCUCAAGUGGAAUUACGUCUCCACCCUGGCCUCUGAGGGCAGCUACGGGGAGAGCGGCGUGGAGGCCUUCAUCCAGAAAUCCAGGGAGGAUGGCGGGGUCUGCGUGGCCCAGUCCGUCAAGAUCCCGAGGGAGCCCAAGCCAGGAGAGUUUGACAAGAUCAUCCGGCGCCUCCUGGAGACCUCCCACGCCCGGGCCGUCAUCAUCUUCGCCAACGAGGACGACAUCAGAAGGGUGCUGGAGGCGGCCAAGAGGGCGAACCAGACGGGGCACUUCAUCUGGAUGGGCUCGGACAGCUGGGGCUCCAAAAUCGCCCCGGUGCUGCACCUGGAGGAGGUGGCCGAGGGCUCCGUCACCAUCCUGCCCAAGAGGGUCUCCGUCAGAGGUUUCGACCGCUACUUCUCCAGCAGGACACUGGACAACAACCGCCGGAACAUCUGGUUUGCUGAGUUUUGGGAGGAUAAUUUCCACUGCAAGCUGAGCCGGCACGCGCUGAGGAAAGGCAGCAGCAUCAAGAAGUGCACCAACCGGGAGCGGAUCGGCCAGGACUCCUCGUACGAGCAGGAGGGGAAGGUCCAGUUCGUCAUCGACGCCGUCUACGCCAUGGGACACGCUCUGCACAACAUGCACAAGAACCUGUGCCCCGGCAAGGUCGGGCUGUGCCCCAGGAUGGACCCGGUGGACGGGGUGGAGCUGCUCAAGUACAUCCGCAACGUCAACUUCUCAGGCAUUGCUGGGACCCCCGUGACAUUCAACGAGAACGGGGACGCGCCGGGGCGUUACGACAUCUACCAGUACCAGAUCAGGAACUCCACCCCUGAGUACAAAGUCAUCGGGCAGUGGACAGACCACCUGCACCUCAAGGUUGAGAACAUGCUGUGGCCAGGAGGUGGGACCCAGCUCCCCAGCUCCAUCUGCAGCCUGCCCUGCAAGCCGGGCGAGAGGAAGAAGCUGGUGAAGGGCAUUCCCUGCUGCUGGCACUGCGAGCGCUGCGACGGCUACCAGUACCAGCUGGACGAGUUCCACUGCAAGCGCUGCCACUUCAACGAGCGGCCCAACGAGAACCACACCAGCUGCACCCCCAUCCCCAUCAUCAAGCUGGAGUGGAGCUCGCCCUGGGCCGUGGUGCCCGUCUUCAUCGCCAUCGUGGGCAUCAUCGCCACCCUCUUCGUGGUGAUCACCUUCGUGCGCUACAACGACACGCCCAUCGUCAAGGCGUCGGGGCGGGAGCUGAGCUACGUCCUGCUGACAGGGAUCUUCCUCUGCUACGCCACCACCUUCCUCAUGAUCGCCGAGCCUGACCUGAGCACCUGCUCCUUGCGACGCAUCUUCCUGGGGCUGGGCAUGAGCAUCAGCUACGCCGCGCUGCUCACCAAGACCAACCGCAUCUACCGCAUCUUCGAGCAGGGCAAGAAGUCGGUGAGUGCCCCCCGGUUUAUCAGCCCCGCUUCCCAGCUGGUCAUCACCUUCAGCCUCAUCUCGCUGCAGCUCGUCGGCGUCUGCAUCUGGUUCAUCGUGGACCCGUCCCACUCUGUCAUUGACUACGAGGACCAGCGGACUACAAACCCCCACUUUGCCCGGGGCAUCCUCAAAUGUGACAUUUCGGACCUGUCCCUCAUCUGUUUGCUUGGGUACAGCAUGCUCCUCAUGGUCACCUGCACUGUCUAUGCUAUUAAGACCCGUGGAGUCCCGGAGACCUUUAACGAAGCCAAACCCAUCGGGUUCACCAUGUACACUACUUGCAUUGUGUGGUUAGCCUUCAUCCCGAUAUUUUUUGGGACGUCACAGUCGGCGGAAAAGAUGUACAUCCAGACCACGACGCUCACCAUCUCGGUGAGUCUGAGUGCCUCGGUGUCCCUGGGCAUGCUCUACAUGCCCAAGGUGUACAUCAUCCUCUUCCACCCGGAGCAGAACGUCCCCAAGCGCAAGCGGAGCCUCAAGGCGGUGGUGACGGCGGCCACCAUGUCCAACAAGUUCUCUCAGAAGGGAGGUUUCCGCCCCAACGGAGAGGCCAAGUCGGAGCUCUGCGAAAACCUGGAGACACAAGCACUGGCCACCAAACAGACCUAUGUCAGCUACAGCAACCACGCCAUUUAGCUCCAGGGGCUGCGGGAGCCACGGCCCGGAGGGAGCGGAGCCGCUCCCGGCGGGACCCUGGAGGGAGGUGGCAGCCUGGGGAAACGCUCCUGCGGGGCCACUGGGGCAGAGCUCCCGGGAAAACGGCCAUCAACAGCAGCAAAAAAUCCACAAAGAACCAAUAAAACCAUUCCACGCCCACGGUGUCGGUGCAUGGCUCCCGGAGGGAGCGGGGGCACGGAGAGCAGGGAGGAGGUGACGAACUUCGGCAAGUCUUCGGGUUUUUUUUCUGUAUUUUGGCAAAAAAAAAAAAAAAAAAGGAGACCCAACAUUUUCCCUUUUCUGGAAUUUGUGAGAUUGUUUGUGGUUGUGCAGAACCUUCUGUUUUCUCUCUUUUUUUUUUUUUAAUCCUCCAUUUUAUUUUGUUCCUGUCUUCCUCCAUCCCUCUUCACUCUCUCCCCCAUAUCCUACCAAAUUCUAUAUGUUGCAAAAAGGAAAAAUAAAUAAAAAUACAUAAAAUUUACAUAAAAAAACAGACAACAAAAUAAAAUAAAAUAAAACCUAGACUGUGUUCAAAGUGCUGAUUUUUAUAGGUGGUUCCUUAAUGUAUGUGAUGACCAUAUGGAUUGAAAUACGUCUGCUUUAUGUACUGACCAGUCAAAAAACAAAAACACACAAAAAAAACAAAGUUCAGUGCCUGGAUGUUUAUGAAUUAUUCGAUGACUGUGUAGAGCAUGAUCAUUUUUAUACAAGGAGAUUUCUAAUAAAAGACCCUGGUUUUGCA